Messenger RNA from Salarias fasciatus (jewelled blenny), 4147 nucleotides. RefSeq names its product RNA polymerase I subunit G (gene polr1g). The coding region runs from base 246 to 1391 and encodes 381 amino acids. The transcript has 3 exons. Gene Ontology annotation, molecular function: RNA binding. The record is from RefSeq and is a predicted model, not a curated record. Gene Ontology annotation, cellular component: RNA polymerase I complex. NCBI's taxonomy places the organism in Eukaryota, Metazoa, Chordata, Actinopteri, Blenniiformes, Blenniidae. Gene Ontology annotation, biological process: transcription by RNA polymerase I.
GCUGGGACUUUACGUAACCGCGCCCGAUGGAUUGUGGGAAAUCGUGUUUUUCCAAACCGCGCCGCUCAAGCAAAACCCGCGGCUGGAGACCGCUCGCGGAACUACAGCUACCGCUGGCACGGAAGUGACGUCAUGAAAGGUCACAGGUCAUUCCGUGUCAACACAUGUGCGUCUCCACAGCCAUGCGUUUCCAGAGGCUAAACUUUUAAUUCCAGUUUGUUGGCGGUAAUUUAAAAUCCCCCAUAAUGCCUAAAGACGUGUCUUCUUCAUCGAGUGAAGAUGAAGCGGACAGCUGCUCUCCUCCUCCCGAGAAGAAGAACAGGAAGUACCAGUGUCCUGCGGACUUUGUGACGUUCUGCCACGAGCCCUGCAGCAGCACCCUAACAGACAGCCUCAAGGACAAGAACACAGAGUUAUGGCUCAUCAAGGCUCCCCUGAGCUUUAAACCAGAAAGGUUCGGCGGCCUCAAAGUGCCGCUCGCCGGCCUGCAGACGCUCAAGGUUCCUGACGCCGCGGCGGGCGGCGUCCAGCAGAUCUACAGUAUCCUGGCAUCGGACCGCUGCCCCUCGGAGCUCCGCCUGCUCACCGCCGGGCAGACACCCGCAGACGAGAUGGUCUUCAGCCCCGCUUUCUCCGGCCAGCUCAACGUGUGCGAGAGCUACGGGGACAGCAGCGCCAACCAGGCCCCCCGGGUGAUCCCCGCCGCCCCGGCGCCCGCCAUCCCGCCCGGCCUCAAGCAGCGCUUCCACCCCUUCGGCAGCAGGACGCCCACGCUCACCUGCGUGGCGGAGAACGAGGUGGACGGGGCCGCCCUCGGCCCCUCGUCUGCAACCCUGCGCCCUCUGGUGGUCAAACGGUUCAUGGAGGACGCAGAGGAAGAGGAGGAGAGCAGGACGAAGAAGAAGAAGAAGAAAGAGAAGCGGGUGAAGACGGAGCACGACGAGGAAGCGCCGAGGGUGAAGCAGGAGCCGGGGGCUGCGCUCCCGGAAGACAUGCUGAAUUUACUGAUGGGCGACGACUUCCUGGAGGACCAGCAGUCGGAGGAGAAGAGGAAGAAGAAGAAGAAGAAAGAGAAGCAGGUGAAGACGGAGUAUGAGGAGGAACCACUGACGGUGAAGCAGGAGCCGGCGGCCGCACCCCCGGAAGACAUGCUGAAUUUACUGAUGGGCGACGACUUCCUGGAGGACCAGCAGUCGGAGGAGAAGAGGAAGAAGAAGAAGAGGGACAGGGAGCGGGAGGAGGUGGAGGAAGGACUGGAGCCCAGCGCCUCGGUGAAGCUGGAGCAGGUCGUCGUCAAAUCCGAGCCCGUGGACUCCUGGUACAGCGAGGCAGCGGAGGCCUCCGCCAAGAAGAAGAAGAAGAAGAAGAAGAGCAAAGUGGAGGAGGACUAGUCAGAGCUGGCUCUCAUUUCACUGCUUUACUCCGGUUUAUUGAUGCUUCGUGGAGAGAGAACUCGUCCUGGAAGAGUUGAACGAAGUGGAUUUAUUUACAGACGAAGCAGCUGAAGUGAAGCAGCGUGUGAAGGAGCGAGAGUCGGUCCAGUCUGCUCUGUUUCUGUCACGUUGAGACGAUUUUAUAGGAUCUUGAUCCAGCAUUGUGUUUAAUUACUCGACCCUCAGCUUUUGGAAAACUGCAGCUGACAUAAAGUGAAAGAAGAGGAUUUACCAGGUCGUGCUUUUGUAAAUCGCCCGAGUCGUGUUUUGGAAAAAGGAACGAAUGUGUGCAGAAAACACGUGUUACUGAGUGAUUAAAGGAAAAAGAAGUAAAAUCCCGUCGUGCAGUGAGACGCAGUGUUUUCCUCUGAGAGCCGUGAUUUCAGGCAGAAGGAAUGAAACACGGAUUCGUGUUCUGACUCACUCCGGUUUGUUCGCUUCAUUCAACAACAAGGAAACAUCCUCAGCAAGCGCAGGCAGAGAGCGGCGCCAGAAACCAGAUCAGGUUAAGGCAGGAAGGGAAACGCGGAUCAGUCUGAGGGAAGGUUUAGGAGAAUUAUGGCGACUUAUGUUUAUGAUCCAUUCAAUGUUUUCAACCUUAAAAAACCCAAAAAUACAGUCAUUUAAAUAAUGUCAAUGUGAAGCUUAGGUUUGAGUAAGUUUACAGUAUGUUAAAUUGUUUUUUGAAGAUCAGUAGAACCACAGCUAGAAAAUAAUCAAACAAAAAAAACUGCCAGGAUUUCAUCUCAAAGCCACUUCUGCUUUUCUGAUACACACUAGAUUGAUGCUUUUCUUCGCUCUACUAUAGGAAGCAAAGCAUUACACUUAUAUAACAGUUUUUUUUAAAUUUGGUUUUACAGUUUCAGAUUAGUUGCGUUAAAUUAAAUUUAAAUAGAAAACAACGCUUUCUUCUCGUUACUGCCACAUCUGGGAAAUCCGAGGCUCAAAAUGAAGCACGGUUCAAAACAGGCCUUUUCAAGAAGUGACAGGCUGAUUAAAUUGUGUUUCUUUAUUGAAACAUGUUUUUAUGUCAAUUUUUUUUUUGGGUGGAGAUACAUUGAAAUGUCUAAGUACUUAAUAAUUGUUCUUUUAUUAUCUUUUGGUCGCAGCAGUUUUCAGUUAUUUUUAUCUGAUCAUGUGAAAAAAGAGUAAACAUUUAGGCUUGUUGGGGGAAACCUAAUUAAAAUACUAUGUUCUGUACAGUUUCCCUGUUCACACUGUUUGAUCAGGCGUCAUUAAAAUUUUUCGUCUUGAGGAACGUCAUAACCGACGCCAGGUUUCGUGUUGUAAUACAAGCUUUCUCCACAAGGUGGUGCAUUGAGUCACUUCAGGAUCAUUAUUAUAAUAACUGAACUCUUAGUUACUUCAUUACAGCAACUAAGUGACUGCAGUAGAAUUAACUUAGUAGUUAUUUAAAGAAAAGAAAAAGUCACCUUGGAAAGUCAGUGUUGCAAGACGAAGCGGGAAUAGAAUCGAAUUAUUAAUCCCAGAAGAAAUGCUUUGAAGCAAUGCUCCACACACAAUAAAUAGGAAAGAACCUCAAAUAUCGAAUAAGACAGGAUGAAACUAUAAUAAUGCUGGAUAUUGAGGUGUAAUGUUAAUACAAACAGAAUGGAUGAAGUUAACCAUAAAACAACAAAAGCAGUUUAAAGGAGAUAUUGAGUGUCGGAGCCGCAGGAAAGAAGGAUUUCCUGCUCUCUUCUGCUGUGCUGGUUCAGUAAUCGAGAGGUGAGAUAACGAAGCAGACGGCUCUUAAUAAAGAAGAUAACCUCACUUCGAUGUUAGAAUGAGAUACACAGCACCGAUUCUCACCACAUUUUUUAGAUAUAAUGGAUUUCAAUUUCUUUCAAAAAUUUUAUUUUAAUUACUUUUGUGAAAAAUUUGUGAACCUCUUUGAGUUGCAUUACAUCGUCUGAAACCUGAUAUGUCAAAACAUUUCCUCCAUGGAGUGAUUUAGAGGUGCAUAGUGACUACAGAAAAAGCUUUUCCAGCUCUGACAGGGAGAUGGCGCCAGACUCCAGAUUGUUUCCUCUGAGGAAGAACAUCUAACAACCUCUGAACAACCUCUGAGCUCAUGGUUCACACUCCACCGGCUCGUUUUCCUAAUGCAGCGCCGAUCUUCGCAGAGCCGUCCAAACGCAUGAAAGCAGGAUUUAUUCUCCUCUUUCUCUUCGCUGCUUCUCGGCGUCUCGUUUCUUUGAGUUUCAGGUGAAAAAAUCUGAGUCCAGCUCUGCAUCCUGCUCCUCUUCCUCCUCCUCCUCCUCCUCCUCCUCCUCCUCCUCCUGCUCUGCACCGGAGCAUGGUCCUGCUUCCUAAUGAGCUCAGGCACCUCUGCUGCUAUCACACUCUCACCAUCUGUAGUAACCCCCUGCUCAGUCUGCACCGAUCCAGCCUCGCCAGCACGUCUGCAUUUUUCACGCCGUCCAAUUAAACCCAAACAUAAAGAAGAAAAAUAUGUUUGGUUGUUGUUUUUUUUCCCCAUAAUGCCCUGUGCAGUGUGAAUUUGACAGGCUUUCGCCAUUAUAACAUCACGUCUUUGGGUUUAGCAGGCAGCCAUUAAAGCACAGAGCCACAGAUGUCAGAAUGAGGAUGAAACGCUUCUCUGUGAAUCACAUCUAAUGCCAGACUUUUGUGAAUCCUCACAGGUAUGUUGAAUGUGUGUGUGUGUGUGUGUGUGUGUGUGUGUGUGUGUGUGUGUGUGUGUGUGUGUGUGU